GGCUCUUCCAGCAGGGCGGCGGGUGCCAUGAAUAGCAGCUGCGCGUCCCCCGCCGCCGCCGCCCGCCGCCGCCUGCAGCACCGGGAUCGAUAGAGGCGGGGGCUGCGGGGACGCACUAUGGCCGGCAGCGGUUACACGGACCUGCGGGAGAAGCUCAAGUCCAUGAUGCCCUACCGGGACGGCCACAAAGGCGGCGGCGGCGGCAGCCUCCCACGGGAACCCCCCGAACCCCACUACGAUCGCAAACGCCGGCACCAGGAGGAUUCCGGCUCGGAGCCCAGCGACUACGAGGAGCAGAAGGAGGAGGAAGAAGCUCGGAAAGUCAAAAGCGGCAUCCGCCAGCUUCGCCUCUUCAGCUCCGAGGAGUGCGCCAAGAUCGAAGCUCGGAUCGAGGACGUGGUGUCCCGGGCGGAGAAGGGGCUCUACAAGGAGCACACGGUGGAUCGGGCGCCGCUGCGGAACAAGUAUUUUUUCGGGGAGGGCUAUACCUACGGGUCUCAGCUGCAGAGACGAGGCCCCGGCCAGGAGCGCCUGUACCCGCGGGGGGAGGUGGACGCCAUUCCCGAGUGGGUGCACGACCUGGUGAUCAGGAAGCUGGUGGAGCACCGGGUGAUUCCCGAGGGCUUUGUGAACAGUGCCGUCAUCAACGACUACCAGCCGGGGGGCUGCAUUGUCUCCCAUGUGGACCCCAUCCAUAUCUUCGAGAGGCCCAUCGUCUCCGUCUCCUUCUUCAGCGACUCGGCGCUCUGCUUCGGGUGUAAAUUCCAGUUCAAACCCAUCAGGGUCUCGGAGCCCGUUCUCUUCCUGCCCGUGAAGAGGGGAAGCGUCACGGUGCUCAGGUAA
Molecule: messenger RNA, 843 nt
Organism: Haliaeetus leucocephalus (bald eagle)
Lineage: Eukaryota; Metazoa; Chordata; Aves; Accipitriformes; Accipitridae
Gene: ALKBH5
Product: AlkB family member 5, RNA demethylase
Exons: 1
Coding region: 118-843 (241 amino acids)
Biological process (GO): mRNA processing; mRNA export from nucleus
Cellular component (GO): nucleus
Molecular function (GO): oxidative RNA demethylase activity
Source: RefSeq, a predicted model, not a curated record